UGCAGGGGAGAGAGACAGAGAAAGACGGUGGUUAGCACUCUUAAAUAAUUAAUACUCUAGCACUGAAUACAGAGACAGACUGAAAUAGCAGCUUUGUGUACGUUCAGUAUAUGUGUAGGAGUCGAGAGGUACAUGUGACUGACACAGUUUGUCAGAUCUGGAAAGUGAAAGUUAAUUUGAUCAGACGUGGAAUUUAGGAGGAUAUGGCGUCCAACUCAGAGGAGGACUACUGCUGUCCUGUGUGCUGUGAUAUCUACAAGGAUCCUGUAGUCCUGUCCUGUAGUCACAGCAUGUGUAAAGCCUGUCUGCAGCAGUUCUGGAAAUCCAAAGGAUCCAAAGAGUGUCCGGUCUGCAGGAGAAAAUCUUCAAAGGACCCCCCGCCCCCUAAUCUGGCUCUCAGGAACCUCUGUGAGGCGUUCCUACAGGAGAGAAGUUCGAGAGCUGCAGCAGAACCUGAGAUGCUCUGCAGUCAGCACGGUGAGAAACUCAAGAUCUUCUGUCUGGAGGAUCAGCAGCCUCUGUGUUGGGUCUGUCAGACCUCGAAGAAGCAUAACAACCACACCGUCAGGCCCAUAGAGGAGGCAGCACAGGACUGUAAGGAGGAGCUCAAGAUCAAACUGCAGCCCUUACAGAAUAAGCUGAAGACCUUUGAAGAGGUUAAACUCGUCUGUGACCAAACAGCAGCACAUAUUAAGACACAAGCCCAACACACAGAGAGGCAAAUCAAGGAGGUGUUUGAGAAGCUUCACCACUUUCUACAUGAUGAAGAGGCAGCCAGGAUAGCUGCACUAAGGGAGGAAGAGGAGCAGAAGAGUCAGAUGAUGAAGAAGAAGAUUGAGAAGAUCAGCAGAGAUAUCUCAUCUCUUUCAGACACCAUCAGAGCCAUAAGAAAGGAGAUGGAAGCGGAUGACAUCACAUUCCUGCAGAACUACAAGAGCACAGUGGAAAGAGCCCAGUGCACAUUACAGGAUCCAGAGAGGGUUUCAGGAGCUCCGAUCGACAUGUCGAAACACCUUACCAACCUGUUCACACUCUGGGAGAAGAUAAAGGAGAUUGCUCAAUGCAGUCAAGACGAAGUGACCGGUGCUUUACGCAUUGUCCUGCUUGGGAAGGGUGCACAGGGGCAGAGUGCCACUGGAAACACCAUACUUGGGGGUCCUAAGUUUAAAUCCCGUCCAUCAUUUAAGGCAAUCACAACUGUGUGUCAGAAGGAGACUGCUACUGUCAACGGAAGACAGAUUACUGUGAUUGACACCCCAGGUUUGUAUGAUGCAGUCUUUAGUCAUGAAGAAACUAAGAAAGAGAUUGCAAAAUGCAUCGGCAUGGCAGCACCAGGUCCACAUGUGUUCCUUCUGGUCAUGUCUAUAGGGCGCUUCACUCAGGAGGAUAGAGAAUCUGUGGAGAUUUUACAAGAGAUGUUUGGAGACAAGUACACAGUAGUGUUAUUCACAAGAGGAGAUGAGUUAGAGAUGGAUGGAUAUACUCUUGAUAAGUAUAUUGAAGAUAUUUCAGAUUUAAAAGCUCUUGUUCAGAAAUAUGGAAAUAGAUACCAUGUGUUCAACAACAGAGACAAAAGCAAUAAUGACCAGGUUCUCAAACUGCUGGAUAUGAUAGACGCCAUGCUGAAGGUGAAUGGGGGUAAAUAUUACACCAGUGAAAUGUUCCAGAAAGCAAAAGAGGCCUCAAGCAGAAAGAGGAGAUAAAGGAGAUGAAUGAGAUGAAGCAGCCAAGAGGAGGAGAGAGGAAGUAGAGAGGAGGAAAUUAAUGCAAUGAAGAAAAAAGAGGCAAUGAAGAAGUUAGAAGAGGAAAAGAAACGUAAACGCAGCUCAAUGGAAGUCCAAAAGAAGCAGAAUUAGUUAAGGGAAUAACAUAGUUUACUGUAAUAUGAAAAAACGGUGGAGUGUUCCUGUUAGUUAAAUUUCUAUGACAAAAGUGAAUAUGUAGACUAAACAUGUUGUCUUCUUUCUGAAGACUCUGUUCUCUCAGUUGUCAGAUCAUCAUCUUUUGCAACUUUUGUGAGGCUUGGUGUUUGGAAAAAGUUUGUGACCUGUGUUUUUAAUUUUUGAUAAAAAUCCAAUAUGGCGGAAGAAAGACGAAGGGCAUUGUGAGACCGGGUCGGGCAUUGACACCAUCUUCACGAUCAAUGUACACUGGUUCAAGCCGGACGUUUCAGAGUUGGAACUUGUUUAAAGCUCUUAAAAGCUCUAGGACCAACAGUUGACCCGAAAAAAAAGGUGAAAAGGAAUAAUAGGGAACUUACUGUAAGAAUAGUGUACUAUGCAUUUUAUCACAGCAGUCAAAUUAUACAACUAUACAUUUGUAACAAUUAAGAGAUAGGCCUCAGGGGUCAAAGUGUGCCGUUUUUUGCAGUCUAAUGACCUUUGUGACAUCACAAACGGUAAUGUGUGUUAACUGAUGUGGUAACAAUAAUGUGUCACAUGGCUGUGUUACUCAUGAUGUGUAAUGUGAUUAUAGUAAGAAUUUAUGAGUUAGAUCCAGCUAGA
Sardina pilchardus (European sardine) is the source of this 2504-nucleotide messenger RNA. Its product is annotated as E3 ubiquitin-protein ligase TRIM35-like. The transcript has 6 exons. Gene Ontology annotation, molecular function: zinc ion binding; GTP binding. The record is from RefSeq and is a predicted model, not a curated record. NCBI's taxonomy places the organism in Eukaryota, Metazoa, Chordata, Actinopteri, Clupeiformes, Clupeidae. The coding region runs from base 204 to 1703 and encodes 499 amino acids.